CCUGGUAGGCUGGUGUCAGUAAACAUCCCUGGGGAGCACCAUGCGAGCUGCAAUGCAUUUCGUCCUGGCACUGCUACUCAGCGAUGCCCUAAGCCCCCAGAACUCCCUGCUGGAGAGCUGCCAGCGAGGAAGUGAGAAAACAGCACGAGCGUCAUCGGUGCUGUGCCACGUAGUGACAGCUCGCGGGGCUGAGGCAGGCUGAGAGCUGUGGAGGCAGUAGAAAAUGCCAGGCGAGCACAUUGGGUUGUGGCAGAAGUGGUAACACCUGCAGGGGGAUGGAGGAAGGGCUCUGUGAGCAGCCAUGUGUGCCAUGGAGCAGCUGAUGGGUGGCCAGGGCACGGGGCAAAAAACUGCAAGGAUCCUGCCCCGGUGGUGUUCAGGAACCACCAGGAGACAUGCGAGGUCUCUGCAGAUCACACUUCAUUGUAGCUUUGCCUACCAGUGGCUGAUGUUGAGUCGCUCUGCCAUAUCCUGGUGAACCGGCGCAUCACGGCCACCUGCUUUGUGCCUGCUGACACGGUCCCUGCCUUGAAGCCUCUCGGGGCUGACGAUGGAAGUAGCUGCCCUCGCCUGGUGUAGGGUGACUGCAGCACUGAGCUGUGAAUGGAAGCGUGGUGCUGGAGCGACACUAUGAACUGAGCGACCUCCAGGGUUGAUUUUGACUGCUUGUGGUUAAAUACUGGUAGCGAUGGCUUUGCCGUAGACCAUAGGAGUGUGCAUCAUCCUCGAACACUGUCCAAAAAAAUAAGUGGUUUCUGUACAUUGCUGAAACUAUCAAAACUCGGGAACUGGAUCACUUUGAAAACGACAGUACUAACAAGGGUCAUGACAUGGAAAUGAUGGUGGUUAGGGAUCAAAGAGCUGGGUGUACUAAUAGGUCAGCAACUACCUAUAAGCAUUCUCCAAGGGGCAGCCACAAGAAAGGCAAGAGAAACCUGGAAACCUUAGGAGAGGUAUUUAGCCAAGCUCUGCGCUGCCUGUACAUCGGUAAGGAAUUAAUCUCAAAGGCUGGGUUGUAAUGUGCAGACUGACAGUGCACAAAUACCCCCAGAAGCUGCUCUUAGACCUGGAAGCAGAUCCUAAGAUCUUAGAACCAGAAAGCUGGAAGCGUUUGCCCAAGACAGCUGGUACCAAGAGCAGGACCUUAGAACUUGCUGAACAAGAGCUCAGGUGAGCUUUUCUUGCAGAUGGAGUUGCAAUAGGAUGGCCAUUGAGGAGCCCCUGGCCAGCAGGCACCUGCACCCCAGGGCAGACACAGAUUCGGCAGGUCACAAGGUCACGGUGCCACGUUCUCUCAGAAUUGCUGGCUGAGGAGGACUAUGGGAGACGAGACUUACCGUGAUUCAGACUGAAACCGAGUUAUGAAAAACUGUCUGCAGACCACAGCCCUCACCUCUCCAACAGCUCUGCGAAUGGGACCAGGGGCCAGCCGAGGCUGCUCUGUCCUGGGGCUCAGCACAGCGAUGGCAUGUGGCAGUCCCAAUGGCAGGGAGAGGACCUCAAGGACCCUCCAGGACAUUUCCCCUCCAAGUGGGUGAGGAAGGCUGAUGGGCAUUGCCCAGUGAGGGAUCGGGCACUGAACGAACCCAAGAAGAACCCAAAGCCACUCCACCACCAGAAGAACUGCUGUGGGGCCACAUGGCAGACAGGCUCCUCAAUCAACAGGGGGUGGUACAAGCCAUGGCAGUGGCAACAGAGGAAGCUCAGCCCUGGGGAAAUGCAUUGAAGAGGGGCGGGGGUGCUUCCUCCACCAGCCUUGCUGCUGCCACAGCCACCAGCGAAUGGUCAUCGCAGAGCACCUUGCUGGUCCCAUGCCAGGAGCACCACUGCAAGGGCUCAUCGCACCUGCAGGCCACCCCGCAACGGGUCAGGAGGAGCAGUCAGCCUCUCCGAGGACAGCGAGCAAGCAGGAACUGUUCCUCUUAAUACCACCAGAAUGAACCAGAACAGCUGCAGUAUCACAGCCUAUGAAAACUUUCCGCUUGUCCAGCUGUGUGUUUACAUUCCAGUUUUUAUUUUGGGCAUUUUUCUGAACGUGUUGGCGCUCUGGGUGUUCUGCUGCAAGCUCAACAAGUGGACAGAAACCAAAGUAUACAUGGUCAACUUGGCUGUGGCCGACUGCUUGCUGCUCUUCACUUUGCCUUUUAAAACAUUAUCCAAUUUCCAACAGAUGAAGGUAGGUAGAUGGUGUCUGGUUCUGGAAAGUGGCUAUUUCAUAAACCGCUUAAUGAGCAUCAGUAUCAUCACUGUCGUGGCAGCCGACCGGUACCUUGCCAUCAAGUACCCUUUGAAAGCCAAAGCGCUGAGGUCACCACUGCAGGCAUCUUUUGCAUCUGGAUUUCUUUGGAUAGUCAUCAUCUGUGUGAUUUUCCUUACUAAAAUGAUAGAGAAUCGAGAUCAAGAUGAACUUUGUUUCGAAAAAACCUCUGUUAAGCCCUCAGUAAUCAGUCUAUGUGUUAUUAUUGGAGGGUUUUUCAUACCACUGAUCAUUGUGAUUUAUUGCUCCAUACAAGUCAUUGCAGAACUCUUGAAAAAGAAGAAUGAAAACUGUCACGAGAAAAAGCUCAUCAGGAAGGCUGUCUACAUUGUCACUGCAAACAUGGCAGUGUUCAUCAUAUGCUUUUUGCCUCUUUACCUUGGACAUCUCCUUCGCUUUAUAAUGGACUCCAUCAGCUCCAGCUGCCCUGCGAUACAGAGGGUUAACAACUUUGUUCACCUUGCCUCGGUCCUUGCAAACACAAACUGCUGCCUCGAUGCUAUUUGUUACUACUUUGUAAACAAGGAAUUUAAGGAAGCAUCUCCCAAGCUAGUGAGGUCCAAAUCUGAAUCCAUCGAAGAUGCUAAAAUUCAGCUUCCCACACAUUAGAAUAAAAUGUACGCGGCACACAUUUUUGGCAUCUCCAUAUGCAACUGGGACUCAAUAAAAGGAUCAAUAUUAACACUGAAAGUGUUGAAACUAUUCUUUUUAUGUGUGAUGGAGGAACUUCCUGCUAAUGGGAAGGAUUCAGAUAAAUGAAAAUCAGCCCUGAUUCAGACAACCACAGCAGCCCAUAUCAUGAUGCAACAAUCUAGAUUGCCACUACAAUUCUCUGUCAUAUGCAAAUUUGAGUAAAAUGGUUCACUUCUACUGCAAAAAAUCAAAUUUCCCCCCAAAACCCCGAACAAGUACAGACAAUGGUAAAAGUUUCUUCUGUCCAUCCCCCUGCCUAUGUCCGGCUUUUAUGCAGUUGUGACAAAGAAACAGAUUUUUUCAAGUAUCAAAAAAAAAAACCUAACUCAAAGUGAAACAACUGCAGAAAAAGAUGGAUGUGUUUAUGUAACAGAUGUCUUUUCUUAGCAAUAAAUGCAAAAUCACAGUAGCAGAGGCACAUUUAGCCUGCUUUGGUCAAGUUUACGGCACAAUUCAGACUAUAAAACAGCUACAAAACUGUCAUCAAUUACAAGAAGAGGUCAGAAAAACUGCAAUUACUUGUACUGGGAGAAAAGCUUCACAUUGAAUGCAUUUGAGUCAAACGACAUUAAAACUUCUAUCCAAAGAGCUGGGGUGGCUGGGUGGGAACGAGGACACUGUAAACAGAGUCUGUUCAACAUUAUAAUGCAAAUAGUUGUCUAAAGAAAGUAGCAACACAUUUUUCCAAAGUAUCCAAUGUAAAUAAAAAAUUUUGUUACUGGCACAGAGCACCAUCGCUUAAUGAAUUAAAUGGAAACAGUGGGGAUCUAGUGGUUAUGGGAUCUGCUUGGUCCCCAAGGAGGGAGCUCAUUGCCUCUGCUGUCCAAGCAAAGGG
Oxyura jamaicensis (ruddy duck) is the source of this 3785-nucleotide messenger RNA. Its product is annotated as G-protein coupled receptor 35-like. The record is from RefSeq and is a predicted model, not a curated record. Gene Ontology annotation, biological process: positive regulation of Rho protein signal transduction; chemokine-mediated signaling pathway; phospholipase C-activating G protein-coupled receptor signaling pathway. Bases 1937 to 2866 code for a protein of 309 amino acids. Lineage: Eukaryota; Metazoa; Chordata; Aves; Anseriformes; Anatidae. Gene Ontology annotation, molecular function: chemokine receptor activity. The transcript is spliced from 2 exons. Gene Ontology annotation, cellular component: membrane.